AUGUCCAAUGAAGGUUCAUUUCGAGUACUUUCGAGUGGUCGAAAACUUGAAAGCGUCUCGUCGGUUAAUCGUGUACUCAAAAGUGGUCGUCGUUUAACGGAUAAUGAACCAGCACAGAAAAAACAACGUACACUCUUUUCGGAAAUUGGAACGAUUUUACACCAUAAUCAAGACGAACAGAAUCCUCAUGGUCGUCACGAUGCAACCAGCAUUUCGAGUAAAAUUCAAGUUAGCGAACGCAAACCACGAGAAAACGAGCCAACAAAGAAGCUUCUACUUCAAGCUGUUUCCGAUGCAAAUAAAAGCGUUUUGAUGAAAUUAAACAAAACAAAUGGUGUUGUCAAAGUGAUGAAACCUGAUGGCACAACCGAGUGUUUAACAACACGUACACUGGCCAAGCGUUUGAAAGCAAAGGAACCAAUUUGGGUUGAUCCAAGUAGUCUAGUUAGUAAAGCUGAACCAACAUUAGGAAAAAUGAAAAUUCGUAUUAAAAACGAAUACUGUGCUUCGACAACAAAUGAAGCCGAUUCGAAUGAGCAACGCAUAUCGCCAAUGGAAUUCGAAGACGACGACGAUGAUGAUGAUGAAUUCGUGGUUGUUGUAAAUAAUGAUUAUGAAACUGGUGAUGAUUUAAAUAAUAUCUGGAUGUUACAUGAUUACCCUUACGAUGAUAAUGGAAAUCAAGCACAGGGCAAUGAAUUUGAUGUCGAACAUGGAAAUGGAACGUUUAAACGUAAAUUAAGUGAUGAUGCCAUGUCAGAAGAUAAUGAUCAACAACAAUACUCGCCUCCGACAAGUUUGUCAGCAACGGCAAAUAAGAAAACGAAACGGUGUCGAUUUUGGCCUGACUGUAAUAAUGGUGAACAGUGUGAAUUCGUUCAUCCGACUCAACGUUGCACACAUUUUCCAAAUUGUGUCUAUGGUGCUGAAUGUUUAUACAUUCAUCCACCAUGUCGAUUUGGUGCUGCAUGCGCACGACCUGAUUGUCCCUACUUACAUUCAUCAGCCACGCCGGCAUCAUCGCCAACAUCAACGAAUAAUAAUAAUCCAACGGUAACUGGACGUUCAUCGAUAACGAUUCGACCAGAAAGUUCAACGAUCUGUAAAUUUGGUGUACAAUGUAUGCGUCCGAAUUGUAUGUAUUCACAUCCUCGUGUUCCAUAUCCAGCUGCUCGCAAUUACAAAUGGGUUAAUAGCAAAUGGCAUGCUUCCGAUGAUAUCUUAUUGGUGCCACCGCCAGCGAAAAGUACCGUCUACGAAAAUCCAUUCGUGACCGAGAAAAUUUCUCCGAAUAGUAACGAAAAUGAAAUCGAAAAAUGA
Messenger RNA from Adineta ricciae, 1320 nucleotides. NCBI's taxonomy places the organism in Eukaryota, Metazoa, Rotifera, Eurotatoria, Adinetida, Adinetidae. The record is from the annotation of a GenBank genome assembly.